CCCUCCACCACCGGCAUUCCCAGUAUGCACCGCGGACUGAGCAGCGAAAAAUAGUCAGCUAACGAAAGGCUGAGAAAAAGGAACCAGAAAAGCGGUAGCUCACCAGCUAAAUCCACGAGAUAAAUUGUAUCUAACGUAACCAGAACCGCUAACAUGGCUGACAACGAGAAACUGGACAACCAGCGGCUGAAGAAUUUCAAGAAUAAAGGCCGUGAUUUGGAGACUAUGAGAAGACAGAGGACUGAAGUAGUGGUGGAACUCAGAAAGAACAAAAGAGAUGAGCACCUUCUGAAGAGGAGAAAUGUUCCCCAUGAGGACAUCUGUGAGGACUCUGACGUUGACGGAGAUUUCAGAUCGCAAAACACCUCUCUUGAAGCAAUAGUACAAAAUGCCACCAGUGAUAACCAGGGCGUCCAGCUCAGCGCUGUCCAGGCUGCCAGGAAAUUGUUGUCCAGUGACCGUAAUCCUCCCAUAGAUGACCUGAUUAAGUCUGGGAUCCUUCCUAUCCUGGUGCACUGCCUGGACAGAGAUGACAACCCAUCUCUCCAGUUUGAGGCAGCCUGGGCUCUAACCAACAUAGCCUCGGGUACCUCAGAGCAGACCCAAGCUGUGGUCCAGUCCAAUGCUGUGCCACUCUUCUUGAGGCUGCUUCACUCACCUCACCAGAAUGUGUGUGAACAGGCUGUCUGGGCCCUGGGGAACAUCAUAGGCGAUGGCCCUCAGUGCAGAGACUAUGUGAUCAGCUUGGGUGUGGUCAAGCCUCUGCUCUCUUUCAUCAGUCCCUCCAUCCCCAUCACCUUUCUCCGCAAUGUCACUUGGGUCAUGGUCAAUCUGUGCCGUCACAAGGACCCUCCACCACCCAUGGAGACAAUCCAGGAGAUCCUGCCAGCUCUCUGCGUUCUGAUCCACCACACUGAUGUCAGUAUCUUGGUAGACACAGUGUGGGCUCUGUCCUACCUGACGGAUGCAGGGAAUGAGCAGAUCCAAAUGGUUAUUGACUCUGGCAUUGUUCCACAUCUGGUACCUCUGCUCAGUCACCAGGAGGUCAAAGUUCAGACCGCUGCCCUGAGGGCUGUUGGGAAUAUAGUGACCGGCACAGACGAACAGACCCAGGUGGUGCUCAACUGCGACGCCCUCAGCCACUUCCCUGCACUCCUCACUCACCCAAAGGAGAAAAUCAACAAGGAGGCAGUGUGGUUCCUGUCCAACAUCACAGCAGGUAACCAGCAGCAGGUGCAGGCUGUCAUUGAUGCCAAGCUAGUUCCCAUGAUCAUUCACCUGCUUGAUAAGGGUGACUUUGGCACUCAGAAAGAAGCAGCCUGGGCCAUCAGUAACCUGACAAUAAGUGGGAGGAAAGAUCAGGUGGCACACCUGAUUGAGAAGCACGUGAUCCCUCCAUUCUGCAACCUGCUUACAGUGAAGGACGCUCAAGUUGUGCAGGUUGUUCUCGACGGCCUCAGCAAUAUCCUCAAAAUGGCUGAUGACGAGGCCGAAACUAUUGCUAACCUCAUUGAGGAAUGUGGAGGUUUGGAAAAGGUGGAGCAACUGCAGAAUCAUGAAAAUGAAGAUAUCUACAAAUUGGCAUAUGAAAUUAUUGAUCAGUUCUUCUCAUCUGAUGAUAUUGAUGAAGACACCAGCCUGGUCCCAGAGGCCAUCCAGGGCGGAACUUACGGCUUCAACUCAGCCAACGUGCCAGCCGAGGGAUUCCAGUUCUAGACGGCAUCUGGGGUAUUCUGGAGUUUUGUUCACGAUGCAGCACUCUGUUCAACAUAAAAAAAAUUAGGAGAGAAAGGGCGAGAGAGAGCGAGUGUGAGAAAUUUGAUCCAUUGUGCUUGGCUCGUGGGAUCCAUGGCUGCAUCU
This is a messenger RNA of Archocentrus centrarchus (flier cichlid), 1860 nucleotides long. It is a transcript of the gene kpna4, whose product is annotated as karyopherin alpha 4 (importin alpha 3). The coding region runs from base 154 to 1716 and encodes 520 amino acids. The record is from RefSeq and is a predicted model, not a curated record. Gene Ontology annotation, cellular component: cytoplasm. Gene Ontology annotation, molecular function: nuclear import signal receptor activity; protein binding. The transcript is spliced from 17 exons. Gene Ontology annotation, biological process: protein import into nucleus. NCBI's taxonomy places the organism in Eukaryota, Metazoa, Chordata, Actinopteri, Cichliformes, Cichlidae.